Messenger RNA from Sceloporus undulatus (fence lizard), 3028 nucleotides. It is a transcript of the gene IQCE, whose product is annotated as IQ motif containing E. The transcript has 19 exons. The coding region runs from base 160 to 2250 and encodes 696 amino acids. The record is from RefSeq and is a predicted model, not a curated record. Gene Ontology annotation, molecular function: protein binding. NCBI's taxonomy places the organism in Eukaryota, Metazoa, Chordata, Lepidosauria, Squamata, Phrynosomatidae.
ACAUAUUUAUUUUGGUAUAUGUUUGUGUGUGUGUUCUGUAUAUGUACAUAUACACGCACAGAGACACAUAUAUUUACUUUGUCAGAUAUGCAUUAUCUGUCUAUCUGUCUUGGUUCCCAUAGGAACAGAAUCUUGUGACGUACUAGGCCUCGUCUGCGCAUGCGCUCCGCCCGCGCUCAACCCGGAAGCGCGCUCCAUCCGGGUCCUCGGUUGCCUUGGCGGCACGUUGCCAUGGACGACGCCCUGAAAGCCGGAAGUGGGGCGCGGAGGCGUCGUCGCCUGUGUUCCGCGGGAGGCUGGAGGAGCAGCAGCGGCCUUGCCAGGAUGGCGCACGUCCCCGGCCGGGAGAAGGAGGAGGAGCAGGAGGGCCAGCAGCAGGACCAGGGGGACGAGGAAGAGAAAGCCCAUGCCUCCGCCGAGACGGAAGAAGACAUUCUUUCUGCACUGAUCUGUGAAUUUCUUACAGAAGCGAAACUGAGGAAGAAAACAUCUUACAAGUCACCCAGAUCACCAAAGUCUGCAUACACCUCUGCUCCAUGUUUCCUUUCCAAAGGGCCUGGGUUUCUGAGAUCCUUUAAAGGCACAGAGAACAAAAAUUUUGGCAACUCCUUGGUCAAGUCAUCCAGGCAGCUGUGGCAUGGACCUCCCAAACAAGGUACCAGGAUGGUCAAGGGAAAACCAGACUUUGACAUAGGCGACACACACUCCACUCUCCCUGGCAACACUCCAGAAUAUCUGAAGGAAGCCUUCGGCAUGCGGAAGCCGAAGCACGCACGCUCCUCCAUCAGCGGCUAUAUCCCUGGAACACCAGACUACAAAGAAAAGGAAGAUAUGUAUGAUGAGAUUAUUGAAUUAAAGAAGACCAUACAAGCCCAGAAAUGUGAAGCAGACCGGAUGAAAACAAAGCUUCGGCGACUGGAGGAGGAAAACAACCGAAAGGACAAACAGAUUGAGCAGCUGCUGGAUCCCUCCAGGGGCUCCGAGUUUGGAUGGCUACGCCCAGAGAUGAGGAGCGAAAUUAGUUUGGUCAAUGGAUUGAAGCAAAAGAUUCUCAGACUGGAACAGCAAUGCAAGGAAAAAGACAACGCUAUCAACAAACUCCAGACAGAUGCGAAGAACACUAAUGUAGAAGAAAUGAGACUCUCCCUGGACACUUAUUAUGAUGAGAUCCAGAGACUCCACACCCUGCUAGCAAAAUCAAAGGCGGAGCAGAGAAAAUCCUUUCCUGAGAGUUCGCAGCAGAAGGUGCUCAACACCACAAUCCUGCAGUUCUCCAGGAGCAUCAAGGAGCUGCAAGAUGAGAAUUGGAAACUGAAAGCAGAUCUGGACCACAUGUUGCACGGCUCCCCUGCCCUCAGUAAAGCCAAAAAUUACACUGAAUGGAGCAGACAGAGGCUGGUUCGACGGAUUUCAAAACUGGAAAAAAAAAUAGAUGAGCUUCAGAAUGACAGGCGGCAGCUUUCGCAAGCCAGCACCUCACCUGUGCUCACUCCAUCAGCUUCUGCACACCUGGAUCUGUCCAUUGCUAAGGAAUCUGAUUCUCCUGAGGACUUGGAGCAUCGACACGAGAUAGUAAAGAAACUGGAAGCACAAAAAGAUGUCCUUCAGGAUCAGUUGACACUUAAAGAGGAAGAAAUACGGAAGCUGACAGAGAAGGUGAGAGAACUGGAGGAAAACCAAGAAAUAAAUUGUAGAGAGACUGGGACUGAUGCCACAGAAUCUCCUGACCAGGUGGCGGUUGUGCUCCAGGCAGCAUUCAGGGGACAUUUAGCUCGGCAGAAACUAUUAUCAUGUUAUGCGCAAGAUCGAAAUGCUCACAGUGUAGCUAGGGCAGGAAACAAGGUCCCAGAUUUAUCAUGUCGGUCCAGCGCAUCACAAAUAACUGCUGAUUGCAGCGCAGAAGAGGAGGCUGUGAGGCUGAUCCAGUCAGUUUUCCGGGCUCACAUCACACGGAUGCAACCAAAAGGAAGGUCUGUAAUCUCUAGCCCCAAGAGUGAGAAAGCAAGCCCAGUUGCCUAUAUUGGACAGGAGAAGCCAGUCUGGUUUCCGUUCAAAUAUUCACCUCUGGCCUUCACUUCGAUACCAGCCACAUCUUCCCCAUCUCAGCAGCAGCCCUCUCCUUCACCACUUGCAGAUGAUGUUCACUCAGACGACUCAGAUGAUAUUAUCACAGUGUCUCCAUCACCAGUGAAAAAAGCAUCAUCUCUUGACUUCCACAGCUAUCGGCCACAUUCUCUUGGUCUAAGCUAGGAGGCAAGCCAUUUUGUCUUUGCUUGGCUGGAUGAAAUUGUAGUUGUGAUGAAGAGAGAUGAAGGUAAUACCUAUUUACUGGGUUGUUUUGAACCCGUUUUGAAGGGCCAUCCACUGCAUAUCCAUUUCUCCACAGUUUACAUGCAUUGACAAAUACCUCUGCUGCUGCUUUGCAACUCUGGGACCAGUGCAAGUUGUCAAGUCUGCAUGGCAGAGCUUCUGAUGCGCCAAAAGCUCUGCUGGAUCAGACCAAAGGCCUUUUCUAAUCCAGGAUUCUGUUCCUACUGUAACCAGGCAGAUGCUCACAAGCAGGACAUGAGCCCAAUAACACACUCCUGCUGGUACUGGCAUAGUGCCUCUUACAUUGCAGAUAAUGUAUAGCGAUCAUUAUGAUGUAGCCAUUGAUAGAUUCAUAAAGGAUACGGCUGAUCAGUUCUUGUGGCAGGAAGGAGAUGCCUUCUUUUUUGGAGGAAUCUCUUCUAUUCUUCCACAGUUCAGGUUUUAUACUCAUCCCCUCAGCUUUGAUACCAAAAAAGCACCUGGUCCUGUGAAGCCUGUGUGCUGGCAGAAAGUACACAAACACAGCAAGCUCCUGAGUUUCCCAGGGCUCUUGAUCCAAAGGCAAUCAGAACCAAAUGCUUCAAAGACCACGGCAGGAGGAUAGCUCUGGGAAGAGGGAGACAAUUUGCUGAAAGCUAUAAAAGAUAAAGGAUCUUGGAAACACAUUCACCGGUGGCUUUUCCUGAGUAAUAUUAAAGUCUAGCUUCUUUCUCUUCCA